Molecule: messenger RNA, 639 nt
Organism: Colletotrichum chrysophilum
Lineage: Eukaryota; Fungi; Ascomycota; Sordariomycetes; Glomerellales; Glomerellaceae
Exons: 3
Coding region: 1-639 (212 amino acids)
Source: RefSeq, a predicted model, not a curated record
AUGGCUUCCAAGAAGAAGAACAUGGGCAAAAACCAGCGCGACCGCCUCAAGAAGCAAAAGAACCGCAGCCUCGUCCCCACCAACGCCUCAUCGUUCUCCCCAGAAGGCACCGACACCGACACCGAGUCCGCCCCCGAGAAGACCACCCUCGAUGUCACGAACUACAGCGCCGUCAGCAAGCUCUCCACCAACCUCCGCAUGUCCGAGCUCGUGAAAGAGAGGGUGUCCGUCGACGACAAGGGCCGGAAGCUGCGCGUCAUCAUGGGCGGCGAGAAGGAUAUGAACGAGUUCAUCAAACGCCUCGAGGACGAAGCCAAGCUCCAGGCCCAACUCACCCGCAUCUCGACUCGCUUCAACGCCCUGCGCUCUUCCCAGCUGAGCUGGCCUGAGGCCCGCCAGAUUGGCGACAGUAUCAACGAGCUCAUGGCGUCCAGCAAGGGUAUAAUCUUCGACGCCGGUGGCAUGCGUAAGAGAAGCAAAGUACCGGCCUACCCCGGUACACUGAAGCUGGCCUUGGACCGCGAGAACCCCAUGUAUGAUGCCCUUUCUCUGCAAAUGGACGCGUUCUUGGCUCUUGAGGAUAUUACUGCAAAGAUUGAGCAUGUCCGUUCUAGAAUGCCGGAGAAGAAUGGCCAGUGA